This is a messenger RNA of Angiostrongylus costaricensis, 3024 nucleotides long. Lineage: Eukaryota; Metazoa; Nematoda; Chromadorea; Rhabditida; Metastrongylidae. The record is from the annotation of a GenBank genome assembly.
AUGCAGGAUCGACACUCUCAAUAUUCAUCUUCGUCUCAGCUUUCCACCGGAACGCAGUUUGGAACCCAGAAUAGUGGAAAUAAGGUUAGCAUUGAUACCUUCGUGGAUAAAUUCAUUGAACAUGGGAAAAAGUUAGCAUCGAAACGAAAAAGUGGACAAGAAGAGACAUUUGUCGCUAAUAUCAAGGUUGUCGUGCGACAGGUUGCCGAUGAACGUCGUCAAGGUCGUGUGUUUAAUUUUCUUCGAUCAACGGUCGGUAAGGAUAAAGCAGCAAAGCUCACGGAUUUUUAUAGUUCAUGGUGUCAGCUGACGUCUCUUCUUGAUGAAGAAGAUCGUGUAUCAUGUCGGAUAGCAGGUCUUCGUCUAGCACUUGAGGUGCUCAGCACAAAACCAGUCAUUUGUCUAUAUGUGUCAACUCUAUAUGACGAGUUUGUCAAGCAGAUACAACUUUGUGACAGUGAACAAAUUCUACCGUUGUUAGAAACGCAUAGUGGAAGUUUAGCAGUCCCCAGUCUUUCGAAUCGAAGUUUAUCCAUGGAUGAUAUAAUAGAGAAGUAUCUGGAUGAACGUGCUCUAGAGGAUCUUCUAGAUGUUGAGCAACGUCCAGCAGUGACAUCAAAAUGCGUCAAUUUGCUUCGAGUUCUUAACAACAAAAGGUUGUUGCGGGUGCUAAGAGAAGUGAUUUUGGCUUGGCUCAAGAAACGUGGUGUUGCACCUGUUGUCGGCUUGAUGUCAUGUGUCCAUGAGAUGGCCAAAGUGGCACGGGAUCAUCAAAAUAGUGAACCUGGGUUGGUAAUGUGCAGCGAAUUUGGGUUUCUGUUGGCGUUCGCUCUUUGCAAAAUUGAUAGAUAUAAGACUUCGAUGCUACUGGAACUGACGAAGACGUUCCAGAAAUUGUGGACUUUCCGAGAAAAUGUUCAUGAGUUCGGCUGGAUUGAAAACAGUGGCCUUGGUGAAGUGGUGGACAUCGUUGAGGACCAGGGAAAUCUUUUGGAUUUACGCCAUGCGAACACUGUAGUUCCAAUUUUAAUGCUUAUUUUUCGUAGCUUCAGCAAACAACCAAAGGUUAUCGCCGGCUCCCAAUUGUCACAGUCAUUCGCAACGUUUUCCUCUCAGAGUUUACAAGCGAUGGGAUGUAAACGCAAGACGGAUGAGACAGUUUGCUUGGAAGUGAUUGGGCUGCUCAAACGAUGUCUAACUCAGUGGACUCCCACUAAGACGGCCGUCUAUCUUGGUUUUGCUGAAGAGGGUAAAAGAAACUCUCCGAUGGCUGGACAGUGCUUAGAUUUCCUGGUUUCUCAUGCAGCUACAGCUCCUGAGUGGAAAGCGGAAACAAUGUGCUUGACGGCUGGUGGUGUGGUAACAUUGGUGGAGCCUCUACCGCAUUUGAUCCAGGCUAUUCAGUGUCUUCUUAGCGAAGAAGUUGUCGCCGAUGUAGCACCAGUCAAGACACAAAUCGGGGUCAAUGUUCAGAAGAACGCUAAUGACCUCAUAGACUCAUGGGUCCUAAAGGCGAGCAACGAGGAUGUGCACGAUUUAGGUGUCGAUAAGUUGUCGGAAUGGAAUCCGGCAACUGCACGCGGUUGUGCGAACAUGCUGUUCGCUCAUAUGAUGCUGAAUGUAUAUGAUGUACUCAUCGAACAUGAGUGGAGCAGGUUUCAUGAAAAUCAGAGAGAGUCAUCUUCGAUUGAGGCAUUGAACGAGUUGCGCUCUGAUCUGCUAGAUUGGGCAAUCGACCGUAUGCUUUCCUUGUCGAAGUCUUUACUCCAUGGUUUUCAUCCACUUCAUUCCGUUUUUUGUGGAACAAGCACGUUGACCUACUCGGCAGGGUUCCUUCUUGAUUACUACACCAGUACGAACUGCGCGGAUUGGAUUGAGUCUCGCGAGCUGGCAGAUCCGAGCAAAACGAGGGCUCUGGAGGCAUAUGCGAAUAUUUUACUAUAUCUGUCAGCUAAAUAUCGAAGUCAACCAAUAAAAGUGAUUCCUAUCUGGAAGCGUUCAGACCUGAAUGCAACAUUGGCAAGAGGUGAUGAGAAAACUUUAACCACAAAUGGCAGCCUUGUUCGCCACUGUCAUUUGUUUGUAACUAAACUUCUUCCGGCCAUACUAGCAGUGGAUCGCAGGGAAGGCGAGGAGAGGAGACGCAUUAGUGUGGAAUUAGAACGACAAGCUAAGCUGAUAUUCAAGAUUUGUUCUGCUUUGAUGAAAAUGAUGGAUAGUCCGAGGUGUUUCAUGACCAUGUUCAAGUUUACUAUGGGAAUGUUGGAAAAGAACGUUAUCGCGAACAACUUCACGUUGCGUGAGUUGCUAAAGUGGUUAUGUAAUCUGACCAUGAAAUGUAUGGAUUCUGAUAAUGAGGUGGAAAAAACUCUGAACACUGUAGCAGACAAUUUGGUGCAGGUUUUAAGUGAGGAGGAGUGUUUUGCUCAGGGUGACGAGUGUAAAUAUAAAUUCGUCGAGCACGCUUCAAAGGCAACGAUUUGCGAUUUUCUGGCGUCCUUGAUUGACCGAUCACUGAUGUUGAACAACGUGAAAACUGUACCAGAGAUGGUAGAAUGGAAGUCGUUAACAUUGCUUAGCAAGCUGCUGAAGGAAAGGUUACAAGCAAUUAUGGCGAUUGCCGAUGAGCAUGUUGGGAUUUUCAAUCCUGAAGAAGCGCGGAGUUCUCGCAAGAAGAGUGUCCGCAAAGAUGAAAUAAUUUACGUGAAGUAUGUAAGAGCUCGUGAAGCACUUCAGAGUCGAAUUCUAUUGAUAUCAGAAGCACUAAAAGAGGACCGGCUUAAUUUUCAAGUGAAGAAGAAUACGAUUGGAAUGCGUGAUUUCCGUAUAAACCUGAAGGCACUAAAAACACGUGUAGUACAGAAUGAAGACGAAGAACCAAGGAGAAAGAAAAUAAAAGCAACAAAGAUGAUGGGAAGAUCAGACGAACAAGAAAACGAGGAGUCGUUGAAGAACUCUGAUGAGGAAGAUGGGAUAACGGUUGGUGACGAGUAUGAUGCCAGUGAGCAAAGUGUAAUCUACUGA